This is a messenger RNA of Prunus mume (Japanese apricot), 719 nucleotides long. RefSeq lists its product as uncharacterized. The record is from RefSeq and is a predicted model, not a curated record. NCBI's taxonomy places the organism in Eukaryota, Viridiplantae, Streptophyta, Magnoliopsida, Rosales, Rosaceae.
UAUUUGCUUUUCUUGGAAAGUCUUUAUGCCAAACUCAUAAUGCAAGCAAGGAAGCAAGAAGCAUGAUUUGGAACUGUAGUCUGAAGAAAAUCUUGAUGGAGCCAAAUUGACUCAUCAGACGCAUUAUGGAGCCAAAUGCAGGCCAUGAUGACUUCUUUGAACGCAUCAACUUAGAAGGAAAGAACACCGGGGCAGCAUUUUUCAUACGGCCGGGCUCUGGAGCUGAAACGCACUCCGGUGAUUGUUGCUGCAUCAACAUCUACAUAAACAGCAAUGUUCAGGGAGCUAACAAUUCGUUUCUGGAUGGGAGUUGUGUGAAAAUGAAGGAUCCAGGAGUUCACUUGUUCUUUGGAGACGUGAAGUUGGGUAAGUCUUUAAGAAGAAACAAGAUGAAGAGAAGGAGAAGGAGAAAGAAAGAGGAAAGCCCAUCUGCUUCGAAGCAGCAGCUAGGGUCUUGUCCCAUGUUUUUGUAUGUAUUUUUCCCAUUCAUCUUGUUCCUUUCAUUUUAUGUCCAUGAAAUUGGGAUUUGUAUGCUAACUUUUUUGUGAAGUGGAACUUAUCCAAACAUCAACUUAGCCAAUAACGCUAAGUAAAAAAGCUAUUCUCGUUGCAACCAAGUUUUUUCUGAGUUAAUAGAGAUUAGUCUAUCCAAAAAGGAAGACGAGGUUUUUGUUACAUAUGUAUACGAAACUUCUGUUACAUGGGUUACCUAUCCAUGU